Messenger RNA from Clunio marinus, 1754 nucleotides. NCBI's taxonomy places the organism in Eukaryota, Metazoa, Arthropoda, Insecta, Diptera, Chironomidae. The record is from the annotation of a GenBank genome assembly.
AUGCCUAAACAUCAUAAAAAGAGAGAUAACAAAUAUAAAGCUCUGAGCCAAAAGGAAUCUAAUGUUAAAGUCAUUAAAACAUUACAAAAAGGACUUGAAGAUUUACCAGGCAGUGUCAUAAAGCAUAUUUUGAGUUAUGUUCCAAGCAGACGAUAUUCAGCUCAAGUCAACAAAAGACUCUAUAGAUUGGCUUGUGAAGUUGAUAACGAAAGUGACAAGCAAACCAUGAAACUGAUGAUUCCUCAAGUUUCUGUCGAUCGAUUAUGUCAACAGAGAGAAAGCUCACAGAAUAUUAUUUCAACAAAUGUCUUUUCCUGGGAGAUAAUGGAUUAAUAUUCUUUUUUGUCCAAAAAAUUCUGCUGAAAUUCAAGUCAAAUGUUCGAGUUCUGUGCUUAAACAAAUGUAUAUUGUCCGAUGAUCAACUAUGCUGUCUUCUCCGUUUUGUUCCUGAAAUUAAAAAACUUGCGCUGAUUAACUGCCGUAUUAAACUGUCAAGUACAUUAAUAGUCGAUUUUACGCUUAAAAAAUUGUCAUCAAUUGACUUUUCUGAAACUCGAUGCUUUGGAAGUCAAGUUGAUCGAAAAUCAAAUAAUUUGAUUAAAAGCAUUUUACAAUCAUUGACCGUUAAUUCAACUAUAAGAAAAGUUACAGCUUGUGGACAUGUUGCCAAAUACUUUCCUUUAAAUCAAACAAGAUUAACUCAUUUGAAAUUAGAAUCUGUAACACCUGCUGAUAUCAGAAUUGGAGAUCUUUUUUAUCAACAAUAUCAACUUGCAUCCCUUGAUCUCUCAAAUUGUUUCAUCAUGAAUGACGUACUGCUAUCAAUCAAAAACAAUUUAAAUGAUUUAAAAACACUUAAAAUAAAAGCUGAAGGAAUUGUAUCGUCGGGAUUCUCAAUAAUUGAACGAAUGAAUUUGGAAGAAUUUGGACUUGUUGUUGGUAAAGAAAAAUGGGCAUUGAAUGCUCUUACCUCCUUUAAUUUUAGAAAAAUUAGAAAAGUUUACAUCAGCAUUCAAGAUUUAAUCAUUACACCCAGAUGUUGCGAAUCGUUAUUGAAGAACAUGAAGAAUAUGGAAAGCCUUCAUAUCGUCACCAACAUGUUGGAUAUUAUUUCCAUUAUCUUCAGAACAGCAGGAUUGCGAUGCAGUUUACUUCAUUGUAUAAUUGAAUUCGUUAAUGUUGACAAACUGAAACACAUUCCGGAGGUUGAAACAAAUUUGAAUCGAGCCAAUAUAAUUGAAGAAUUCAAAAUUGUCAACACCAGCAAAAGACUGGCAAAAAGAUUAGAUUUCUCUUUCUUAAAAUCAUUUUUGAAUAUAAGAAAACUUGUCAUCAAUGGAUUCUUCAUUAAUGAUGACCUUCUUAUCCUUGCAUUCGAGCACCAUUACAAGCUUGAAGAACUGACGAUUUGUGGAUGGAAAAAUAUGGACCAAGAUUUCAUUUUUGAUGUUUCAGAAAAUAGUAUGAUGGAGUACCUGCUACAUGAAUAUGGAAGAAAAUUAAAAAGAUUAGAAAUUGAUUGCAUAAGAUUCAUAUUAUCUGGCAAUUACAUAAAAUCUAAAUUCCCAGUUAUUAAUCGUAAUGACCCUUCACUCAUUUUUCGUUAUCGUUAAAAAUUUUAACGAAUAAAAAAUAUUUAAAAACAAUCGGUUAAAAAACCGACCGAACAUUCCCUUGUCUUAAACCGAUUGAUUUUGUUUAGUAAAUGAGCUCAUAAUUAAAGGACAAUAAAUAAUUAAAACAACACCAAACAA